Molecule: messenger RNA, 1623 nt
Organism: Coffea arabica (coffee)
Lineage: Eukaryota; Viridiplantae; Streptophyta; Magnoliopsida; Gentianales; Rubiaceae
Source: RefSeq, a predicted model, not a curated record
UCCUCCUCCUCCUCCUCCUCUGUAAAACAUCAAGAUCCUCUUGGUUUCAGAGAAGACAGCAGAGGGUGUUUGCUGUGUGAAAAUGAAGGUGAGCCUUGAAGGGAAGAAGGUAAUCUUAGUACCAUACAUGAAAGAGCACGUAGAAAAGUACCAUGAAUGGAUGCAAGACCCAGCCCUUCUUGAGGCCACAGCUUCUGAGCCCCUCACUCUUGAUGAAGAAUAUGAUAUGCAGCUGUCUUGGACCCAGGAUCCCUUCAAACAAACUUUUAUAAUCCUGGAUAAGGAAUUGGUUGUUGGAGAGUUUGUUCAUGGAGAUCCCCAUGUUGAAGCCAUGGUUGGUGAUGUCAACAUAUACAUGAAUGACUUGGAUGAUGCUGAAAUGGCUGAGAUUGAGAUAAUGAUAGCUGAGACAAAAAGUCGUGGCAAAGGGCUUGGGAAAGAAUCAGUUCUCAUGAUGAUGGCAUUUGCAGUUGAGAAUUUUGGCAUCCAUUUAUUUCGUGCUAAAAUUGGGGACUCAAAUAGAGCUUCUAUAAGUCUAUUCCAGAAACUGGGCUUUGAGAAGACUUCUCAUAGUGAAAUCUUCCAAGAGGUAACCUUCGAGCUACCAAUAACAGAGUCAAAGUGUGAGGAGCUUCAUCGGUUAACUGAUCAAUCAUGGCUAGAUAUAGAGUAAUUUCAUGAACUGUGAUACAGAUAGUUAUGACUUUAAAUUAAUACAACUUGGAAGGAGUAACCACUCUGAUACUUGCAAGCUCUAUUUGACGGCAGUCAUGCAUCAUGACACAGCUUAAUCCUACUUUUUCGAUAGCAAACUAAGUGUCCCAGUUGAUUGGAGAUUUGGGGGUGAUAAUGGAUGACUCUGAGGAAUGUUGUUUAAAACUGUACUUCCAGCUUGCCAGACAUGAUACACAGUUGUUACAUCUUCUAGUGGCCCCAAAACUGCAAAUAUGGUCAUCUCAUUGUCUAAAUAUUCUGCGGAGAUGUUUGAAACGUGGAAGCUGAGGCUGCCUGGCAGCAGUGAAGGACUGUAACUGGUUAUUGAUGUCGGAUAAGCUGUCAUGCUGCCAUUUGUGUUGCGGAAAGCUACAAGUGCUUGUGAUCCAACCAUGCCUGCCCUAGAAGGGUUAAUUGCCCAUGCAAUCCACCCCUGUGACCUUUGUUUGGCCCUGUAUGCUAAUGAAAUCUUUCCAGUUGAUGGGGUGUAAUUCCAGUGGAGAUGAGCUUCCAGGUAUGGAAGGUCCAUGCAAGACGUGUAGCUUCUCUUAGAUGUGAAAGUGAAGCUUGAACAUGUUUGAGCAGAGGAUAUGAGUAAGAGGGGAGAAAGAGUGCAGCAAAACAAGAUUGCCAGUGAGCCUGAAGCCAUUUGUGUAGAGGUAAACUAUACCAGGAACCGAAACUUUUUGGUAAAUUAGUGUUGAAUGUUGGUAUUUGAUGGAGGUGAGUUGAAUUUUAGGCCUUAUAAAAGGAAUGAAAGGGGAAUAAGCUGGUUGUUGCUACAAUAUGGACCGAGUGUUUGGCGGGUUUCAUUUUGACCAACCUAGUAGUUGAAUGAUGAGAAUUGCAUUUUCCAUGUUAUUUCUGCUGCUAAUUUCAUGUUUCUUGCGUGAUAUUCUUUUCACCCUA